Molecule: messenger RNA, 1335 nt
Organism: Hevea brasiliensis (rubber tree)
Lineage: Eukaryota; Viridiplantae; Streptophyta; Magnoliopsida; Malpighiales; Euphorbiaceae
Product: protease Do-like 5, chloroplastic
Exons: 8
Coding region: 60-1025 (321 amino acids)
Biological process (GO): proteolysis
Molecular function (GO): serine-type endopeptidase activity
Source: RefSeq, a predicted model, not a curated record
UUUGCUCCUCGGUCCUCGGAAAGAUCACAGAACGGUUUUCAGUUGGACAACAGAGGGACAUGGUGGUCUUGGGUUCUUUACAUGGCAUUCCCUCUCCUCCGUUAGUUCAGGGAACCACCUCUUCUUCUUCUUCAAAUUCUCAAGAUUCUACAAACAGGAGUCUCAUUCUUGCAAGGAGAAGAGCAGUAGUCUUUGGUUCCACCAGUUUAGGGAUUGCAUCUCUGGUCAACUUGCACAAUUUCAAUUCAAAACCACCUUUAUUCCAUUCUGCUGCUGCUGAAGAAGAUGAAAUUGAGAAAGAAGAGGAUAGAAUUGUUCACGUCUUCCAGAUAACUUCACCAUCGGUUGUUUUCAUUCAAGACCUUGAAUUAGCUAAAAUCCCAAAGAGCUCUUCCAAUGAUGCUACCCUUAUUGAGGAUGAAAAUGCAAAAGUUGAAGGGACAGGUUCAGGCUUCAUCUGGGACAAGUUUGGUCACAUAGUCACAAACUACCAUGUUGUUGAUAAAUUGGCCACAGAUAGGAGCGGGUUACAGCGUUGUAAGGUGUUUCUAAUUGAUGCUGGAGGCAAUAGCUUGUACAGGGAAGGAAAGAUCAUUGGUUUUGAUGUAGCUUAUGAUCUGGCUGUCCUUAAGGUUGAUGUCGAGGGACAUGAACUGAAGCCUGCUGUUCUUGGUACUUCUAGAGAUUUACGUGUUGGUCAGAACUGCUUUGCCAUUGGGAAUCCUUAUGGAUAUGAGAACACACUUACAACAGGGGUGGUCAGCGGCUUAGGCAGGGAAAUACCUUCACCAAAUGGAAGAGCCAUUCGAGGAGCUAUUCAAACAGAUGCGGCUAUUAAUGCAGGGAAUUCAGGAGGGCCAUUGAUUAAUUCAUAUGGACAUGUUAUUGGCGUCAACACAGCAACUUUCACUCGAAAAGGGACAGGAGUAUCCUCUGGGGUGAAUUUUGCAAUACCGAUCGACACUGUUGUGCGGACUGUACCACACCUUAUUGUUUAUGGAACCGCUUACAGUGACAGGUUUUGAUCAUUUCAGACUCUCGCAUAAACAAGGUCUUUACUUAACAAUGUCAAGUGCAUGGAGAUCAACAUUUGUAUAUUCUGUGUGGAUUCAUAAUCUUAUGUGGUGAGGUAUUGUUUAAGGCUUUGACUUUUGCAGGUUUGAUGUGUACAAAAAUUUCAUUGCAAUGAUACGAGUGAAAGCCAGAUAUCCUCAUUUCUAACUGUUAUUUGACAACAGAUUGUUUUACCAAUUGUUAGUGAUCCAUAAGUAUGAAUAUUUUCUAUAUAUUAAUUAGGAAAGAAAUAUAAAGAUCUCUCAAAAGGAUUAAAAUUUU